Fopius arisanus is the source of this 837-nucleotide messenger RNA. RefSeq lists its product as uncharacterized. NCBI's taxonomy places the organism in Eukaryota, Metazoa, Arthropoda, Insecta, Hymenoptera, Braconidae. The coding region runs from base 15 to 734 and encodes 239 amino acids. The transcript has 5 exons. The record is from RefSeq and is a predicted model, not a curated record.
GACAUCUGUGAGAUAUGGAUACCGAGGAAGUAGACCCAGGCGAUAUUUUGGGGGAAUUCUCUUUGGAGGACACGUAUGACCAUCUACAGGAAGUUCACAAAGAGCUUCAAUGUCUAUUAGAACAAUUGAUGAAUGUAGCAUCAAAUAAUAAUGUGGGAAUACUAUUAUCUUCGACGACACCGGAAUCCAUUGAGUCUAAACAGUGUGUUUUUUUACGAAGUUUAAUAAAGAACAGCAGUGAUUUAAAUAUAAAAGCAGAGCCGAUGAAUAAUACCUCUGAUCUGUACGAACAACUGAUUCAAGAACUUUAUGACGAAAUAAAGAGAGCGGAAUCAUUGGAGACAACAUUUAAAGAGGAUGUUAGAACAAUCAAAAAUGAAAUAAAUUAUUUGAAAAAUGAAAAAAAUUGUCUGCAGUGGAUGAAAGAGGCAUGCAUUGGAGCUAAUGAGGAUGGGGCUAAUUCUACAUACGACACGGAAAUUACAUUGGCUACCCGAAUGUUCGCACAAGUAAAGGAGGAUUUGGGAAAACUCGUGGCAGCUACAACUAUGAAUAACGAAAACUUUCAAAAUGUACUUGCGGACUUAACGUCAUCUCAUAUAAAAGGUGGUAAUGAAGUUUACAUCGAUGUGGAUCCACAAUCAGUCGAUUGCGUGCAUUUUCUUAUAGACGCAGAUAUAGCUGUAUAUCAUCGUAAUGAUAAUCAUAAAGUGCGUCUAAUGGAUCUCAUCUAGACUCUCAUGAAACAUAUGACAAGAUUAUUGAUGAAUAAAUGGAUUAUCUACAAAAAAAAAUCAUUACCCUGCCUAACCAAUUUCUCUGCGUACUUUUAUAUCA